AUGAGCUCCCUCUCCCUUCUCUCUCUCCACAACGAGAUCCUUCUCGAGAUAUUGUCCCUCCUGGGCCGCGGCGAUGCACUCGCGAUCUCUUCCACGCACCAGAGCCACUCUCACAAGUCCCCCGCGUCCAGCACCUCCGACAUUUCACCCUCCACCACUUUCUCAGCGUCGAUCCAGGCCUCCAACCUCCGCAUUAUUGAGAUCCACAGCUUCGAGUUGUUCGUACACCAAGCCGGAAUCCUCGUAGAUGCUAUCGGCGCCAUGCACAACCUCGAGCAAGCCAGUCUGAUAGAUGUCGGUCCUGAGACGGUGGCUGCUCUGCCGGAGAUCCUCUCGAGCCGGUACUUGACCUCAUUGACCCUUGAAUUCGACGAGAUGUACUUUGGGCCUGGUGGCAUCGACCUCGAGGAUCUCGUGUCCGGCCUCGCCUCCAUGCAGAACCUACACACCCUCACCCUCAUCUCGUACCUCGUGUCUACGAAUUCCCUCCGACUGCCUGAUGCAACACAAACCGUCCUUCCCUCCAUUCGCCACCUUUCCUUCUGCUGCCUUUCUCAGACCCCCCCUGGUAUCAUACCCCUGUGUCCAAACAUCAUCACCUUGUCUCUUCGGCUGAAUGCGGAGGGACAGCGCCCCGUGAUCCUUUCCAUGGCAGAUGAAGACCGAUGGCCCACCGGACUCAAGCGGCUCGACGUCCUCUCCCCUGUGUUCAUCCCGGCUGCGAGGCGCAUCGGGCACGUCGGAUCGUUGGCAUUGGGGGAGGUCUCCGGCCUAGAGGUCUUCUCCGACUUCUUCCAGCUUCCGUUGACCGUCCGGCCCACUGCCCUCGAGCUCCACACGACACCCACAAUUGCGGUUCCGCGUCGUGUCUGGGAAACACUGUGCGAUGUCGCGCCCGGGCUGCGCUCGCUCGAGGUCGUGGUCACGUCGGGGGAGUGCGAUGAGCCGCUCCUCGCCGCACUGCGAUCCGCCCCCCUAGCGCUCGUUCACUUUUCCCUCCACUUCCCGCCGACCACACAACGCCAUCACGCGUCGAGCAUAGCCCAAGUGGACGGCUGGCGCGCGGCGGAAGUCCGCCGCGUCGAAGCGCUCCGGCCGCUCUCUCUGCGGCUCGUCAAGGCUGUCCCGACGUUCCGCGUCCUCUCGUGCUCCUCCUGUCUCCCCGGAUCCACAGGCUUCGACACAUGGCGGGCGCGGGCGCGGCACACGGACCUCGACGCGGGGGUGAGGGCGGAGCUCGCGCGCGAGAACGUCGUCGAGCGGCGGUGGGGGCCGGCGAGCGAGUUCGUGAGCCCCGCGCUGCGGAGGCUGAAGGAAUUGUGGACGGAGAUCCCGCGCGACGAGCGGUGGUGGUGGGUCGAGGGCGACGGCGCGGCUAGCAGACCGGUGGAGGUCUGGAGGGAGGCCGGGGAGCAGGCGCGCGAACACGCGAACUUUGACCCUACGAGCAGCCUCGAUGGUGAGCGUUUCAUCGCGCUCGAGGGGUCCGUCGUGCACGCGGGAACUGCUAGAGGUGGAUGUGCGGUAUGCACCUCAAACCAAAACGUGGCAAGCAGCUCCUCAGGGAGCGGCGCGGCGGCGAGGACAGAGGGAUUGGAAGAACUGUAA
Messenger RNA from Epithele typhae, 1608 nucleotides. RefSeq lists its product as uncharacterized. NCBI's taxonomy places the organism in Eukaryota, Fungi, Basidiomycota, Agaricomycetes, Polyporales, Epitheliaceae. The record is from RefSeq and is a predicted model, not a curated record. The transcript is spliced from 5 exons. The coding region runs from base 1 to 1608 and encodes 535 amino acids.